UCGCAUUACGGUCACACUUCUUACCGCGAGAGCUUUAAAAACACGCAUUUAUUGGAGGUUUUUCGUGAUUGAUUGCCGAAUAUGCAUAGAAUUCCCCUGCAUAUGGUGGCUGACCCUUGCCCCGAGACCUCUGAAUAUGUAACAAUGUCCAGGGUCAUGUGUCCGCGUAACCUGAUAGAAUGUGAGCUGUUCUUGAAGGUUUUGCGAAAGGAAACCGAUGCAGUUUUUCACAACUUUUCCGAGAGUGCUCAGACGUCCUUAAAUGUUUCAAGAAAAUGUAUGAACAUGAAAAACCGUGAUGUGCUGAAGAAGACUUCCCAGAGUCUGGACGAAAUAAUAUGCCGCGCACCCAGCGGAACCACUACAUUCGUUGACGCGAUUUUGGCCCGAAGUGUGAUUUAUAUGAAAAGUAACCAGCACGGCAUUGCCUGCGAUGACCUGUUAUUUUAUGAGGCUUUGGAUCCAGCUCUCAAGACAAUAGAGGGAACUAUAGUCUCACAGAUCCUUUUAUGCAUAUGUCUCUAUAUGGUGCGGGAAUAUAAAGCAUCACAGGAUAAAUUAGCUAUGUUAAAAGACCUAAUUGGGAAAACGCCCUUAUCUGAUAAAAGUGAAAUCGCCAUGUUCCUGUCUCUAUUACAACAAUAUGAUGAGAAAAUCAACCAAGCUAGGAGGAAUGUUGAGUUUGUCCAGAAAGUCCAAAGCAAGACCUUAGUGCCUUUUGAGGGACAUAAGCUUACAAGGAAAAUACCAUUUGCCAGCAAAGCUUGUGAAUACCUCGAAAAAGAAAAAUGUGCCGGAGUUUUCGCUUUGACCGACAUUCCCAAAGGAGAAAUUGUUGUGGUGGAAAAUCCAAUUUACUUCCAAUUCAGUGCUCCAUUUAUAAACUGCGAUAUGUGUGGAUUGCAUCGGGAACUGCUCUACACCUGUGAUAAGUGUCGUUAUAAAACCUAUUGCUCAAAGCUGUGCAUGGAAUCUGAUUCAGAAGUGCAUCAACUUGAGUGUUAUGGAUACAGAAUUGGCCUAAUACCUAUGCUAGAGGCUUCGAUACUGUUUCGAUUGUUUCUUCAAUCAGGCAAAUAUAUACUUCCGGCUUUAGUCGAUUUUGCGAUGGAGGGCGGAGUAGUAAAUGAUCCCCGUGACGCUUGGAUCUUUAUACAGGAGCACGCUCAGGAAGAGGAUAGAAAAUACAACAUUGUUGGGGAAUUUCUUGCCACAUCGCCUGAUUACAAACUGCUCACGAAGGAGAAGUAUCUCGAAGUUGUAACUACCGCAUUCCGUCUGUCGGUUUUUAUUUACAAUGACACCGACCUCACAGAUAAAUACUUUUAUUUGCUGGCUCUACAGAAAAUAGACAUAAUUAAUGUGAUGGCCGCGAUUCUUUUACGGCUCGCUGGCCACGUUCUGUUAAAAUCUCAACGAGAUGAGCUGUACUAUCCGAAACCCGGAGAAGUCAUGAAUGAAACUCAUGAAGAAUUCUCAGAAUGUGGUGCACUACCGAUGCCAACUGAUCGCAUAACCGCAAAUGCCUUUAGCUACUACGGAAUAAAUGCGAUAUCAGAUUUCAUAGACUGUUACCACAACCUACAUGACAGUCUUCCUGAGGUCGAAAAUGAGUUGCAAGAGAAGUCUUCUAAUAAUAGUCCUAUGUUUUUGUUUGCUGAUAGACUUCAUUCCAUAUGCAUUCAAAAAUAUGAAAUCGAAACUAUUGAAGAUAUCAUAAGUGCGGAAAUCUUACCGACACAACAAGUCGUCGAAAUUCUCGAUAUCUUUAACACUUCAAAACGUUGUCAAUUAAUGACAAGUAUUGCAACAUAUUUUCACCUAUUUGUUCAUCAAUAUUUUAAUAAAGUUGCAAAUACCUUCCAACUUAAAUGCACGCUUCGUGCCACUUUAAAAGCUUUCAAACAGGACUGUGCGACAGAAAAUGUGAAAGUCAUAUCGCUACCGAGAGGAAAAUGUGUUGGAGUUACUGCUAAAAAUGUCGUUGACGGCGAAGAGUUAGUGAUAUGCUCUGAGAUUGUCAGGCAUCAUGAUCCGAACUUAAUGUUGAAUUUAGUACAAUGUCGAGAAUUUAAUUUUCUUUCAAAUUCUAAUCAAGGGAAACCAAGUUUUGAAAAAGGCCUUGGCCCUUCUCCCGAGUUUUUACGACAUCAUAAAGCAUUCAUAUUCACAAUUAACAACAAAAUAUCAACUUGGAAACAGUCUACUCAAGAUGAAAAGCUACAGGUUAAGUUGAUCAUUUUAUACGGCACUUACAACAGUUUUCUUGACUUGCAUUGCCCAGAAAAGGAUGAGAUACGUUUGAUAGGAGUCCUUAAAUUUUCCAUGUUUUUGGCUAUGAAUGGUUUUUUGCAACAUGCAAGCGAUAACAUUAUGCACGUGGUUGAGUUGAUUGAAUUGGAUGAUAUCUAUUUUAAAAAUGUCGACAUGUACCGUCAAACCUUUUGUGUAAUCAAGCGUAUUAUGGAACAAUAUAUUGACAUCAUGAUUGAUUGCUCGGAUUUAAGUGGGAACUAUCCCAAAAUGUUGCUUGGAAGCUGUUCAUUGAUUUUAAGAAGACUGCAGCUUCAUACCGAAGCUUUAAUUGAUAACGAAGAGGCUUAUUCAUUAUACAUGGAAUACAGUACCUACCAUUACAAAUGGAAGACAAUACUUAACUCUUAUAUUCUAAUGCCACCAGGUUUAAGAAACUUUUUGGUGGACUCCAAAAAUUAAGGUAAAUUUUACUGCAAACGGAAUUUUUGUUUAUCCUGUUAAUUCUCACAUGCGAAACCAAUCGAAAAAUAUUAUGUUUUUUGUUAUUACAAUAUUAUUAAAGACAUAUUCCAGUUAAUUUAGGUUUAGGUUUAGAAAAAGCCAAACUGACUAUUUGAUUUAGUUUUCGUUUAGUCAACGUUACAUAUUUCUAUAACUGGUUUGUUUGAUGUACUUAACAAACAGAUAUAAAGAAAUACGACUCAUAAUUCUUUACUUAAUGCACCACAUAAUGAUUAAGCUUUAUCUGUUUUCAUUGUUCAUGCCGCUGACAAAAAUAAAACUACCAAU
Drosophila gunungcola (fruit fly) is the source of this 3045-nucleotide messenger RNA. RefSeq lists its product as uncharacterized. The record is from RefSeq and is a predicted model, not a curated record. Bases 82 to 2715 code for a protein of 877 amino acids. Lineage: Eukaryota; Metazoa; Arthropoda; Insecta; Diptera; Drosophilidae. The transcript has 13 exons.